CGGUUUUUGACAUUGAAACCAAUCAACCAGUUAAAAAUGGCUGUCAAGAGACUCAAGAUUGCCGUGCUGGACGACUACCAAAGGGCGUCUGAGCCAUACUUGGCAAAGUUCAAGGAUGACCAUGAGAUUGUCUACUUCCCCGACACCCUGCCGCCAUAUAACGGCGCAGACACCCCGCAGUCAGUUAAAGACGCUUUGGUAAAGAGACUUGAGCCAUUCAACGUCAUCAGUACUGUGAGAGAGCGGACGCCAUUUCCCGCCGAAUUGGUGAAUCAGCUGCCCAAUCUACAGCUCCUCCUAACUCAGGGACGACGAAACCUAUCGUUGGAUCUGGAUGCCUUCAAAUCGCGGGGCAUUCCCAUCGCCACAGCGAUCCACAAUCAUGCUACUGUGGAAAAUGCGGUUGAGAGCACGGUUGAGCACAUUGUGACCAUGAUCUUGGCCCUCGCACGCAACAUCGCAGAAGACGAUGCGGGCGUCAAAGCGGGCAUCUGGCAAAGCGGCCUUUGCACGUCUCUGUCCGGGAAAACCCUAGGCAUAAUCGGACUGGGUCGUCUGGGUGGUGCCGCAGCGAGGAUCUUCCACCUUGGCUUUGGCAUGAAGAUCAUCGCUUGGAGCCAAAAUCUAACUCAGGAAAAAGCUGAUGAGCAGGCCGCUCACUUCAGGCUGCCAGCGACAACUGCUGAUGGAGAAAAGACUUUCAAAGCUGUCAGCCGAGAGGAGCUCUUCAAGACCGCUGAUGUGGUCAGCGUGCACGUUGUGCUCUCGGACCGCACCCGAGGCUUUAUUACAUCCAAAGAUUUGGAUCUGAUGAAGCCGUCAUCCUUCUUCGUCAAUACGUCAAGAGGCCCGCUCGUUGCCGAACAGGACCUACUCAACACUGUCAAGGCUGGUAAGAUUCGAGGCGCCGGGCUCGAUGUGUUCUGGAAGGAGCCUCUUCCCCCUGAUAGCGAGUGGAGGAAUCCGAAUUGGGGUAAGAAUGGCACCAGCCAUGUGCUACUCACGCCUCACACGGGCUAUGUUGAGGAGGAGGCUAUCACAGGGUUCUAUGAGCAGGCCGCCAAUGACUUGGAGGCGUGGAUUGCUGGGAAGGAUUUGAGUGCCCGGCUUGCCUAGUAAACAGGGCGCAUGCGAUGAUCAACAAUCGCCUUUUAGCCAUGUUUGGCUCGCGCGGUUAUAGUAAUGGAGUUUGAGGGCAGUGCUGUCAUAAAAAAUGUGAGAAAUUAAACUAGGGAAUGUAGGCAUUGGAAGCAUUAUAGAAUAACAGUGGCCAAUAUCUGGCAUAUCAAUACGUUGGCCCAUAGCAGUUUUCAUAUAAUAUCUAAAUAUUAUGAGUUAGAUAGCAGGGCAUCUUUACGUCCAGUAAUCACAGAAAC
Molecule: messenger RNA, 1376 nt
Organism: Trichoderma asperellum CBS 433.97
Lineage: Eukaryota; Fungi; Ascomycota; Sordariomycetes; Hypocreales; Hypocreaceae
Molecular function (GO): NAD binding; oxidoreductase activity, acting on the CH-OH group of donors, NAD or NADP as acceptor
Source: RefSeq, a predicted model, not a curated record